GACACACAGCUCGGCCAAUCCGCGCGCAUGGAUGCUGCCUCCCUGUUAGUCUUACCCCUGCAUAGCAUAAGGUGGUUAAGUGUUUCUACUGCUAUUUUGGAUAACUUUUCGACAUAACAUUCGUGUUCCCCGGGUGUGAGAAGUGCUACGCAAUGUCUUGCCGAUUUUAGAGCAAGAUUCGAGUGAGUCCAGCCCUUCUGGUGUGGGUUCAGGAGCCCUAAAUCCUGAGCGUGUGUCUAGUGACGACAGUGCUCACGUGAACACCCCAGCUAUGCUUGGUGAGAGUGAUUUUGGUGGUGAAUUUAGUGGUGAUGCAAGUGUUACUGGUGAUGGUACAGGUGACGUACUUAAGAAUGUUGGUGGUGGUGGAGCACCACGUGGUGCAGGUCGCAGGGGUCAGGAGCGUACCCCCCAAGGCCCUAUAGAAAAAAAGGGCAGGAUGAGAGAGCGUAGGGUUGAUGAGUGGGCACAGGAGGUUGCCAAGCGUAAGCGUAAUUUGGGUGAGGAGUAUGUAAGUUACAGCACCAAGAAAGUAGUCAAGGCGAGGCAGGUCGGCCCUCCCUGCCCAGACGGCUGCUUCGACAAGCUUGGCAGGGAUAUGAUCAACACCAUUUUCACCAAUUUCUGGGCAAUUGGUGACUAUAACACCCAGAAUGGCUACCUGCAUUCACUCAUCAGGAAAGUACCCGUGAAGAGAAGGCGGGUUGAAGCUGAAGUGAGCCGUAGGCCUUUUAACUACCAUUUUUUUGUGAAGCUUCGGCAGCGCGAGUUUAAGGUCUGCCGCCAAGGUUUCACUUCUAUUCACGGGGUUGGCAAGAAGAAGAUGGAGGUCCUGAUGCAUAAGUUGAAGGAAUCCCCAAGUGGAACGCCCAUCCUUGACAAGCGAGGACAUCAUCCAUCUUCCAAGGCCAUCAGAGGGAGCCGCCUGCAACAUGUGCACGAGCACAUUCGUGCCCUACCAGUGCUCGCUUGCCAUUACAGCCGUGCACACAGCCCCCACAGACGGUACCUGGAGGUCGGGGGCAGCAUCGCCGAACUCCACAGCAGCUACCUGGUGUGGAUGAGCGAACAGUAUCCUGGCGAAGAAACUGUCUCCAAGAGAUUUUACCACACUUUGUUCAAGAAGGACUACAACAUCGAGUUCGGUGCUCCUUUCGUCAGGGAUGAUAAAACGAAGGAAUUAAAUAAAAACAACUCUAUCAAGGGGAAUGUAAACGAACUCCACGAGAAAUUGGAAAAAGAAGAAAACAGCGAAGGCGAAGAAAUCAAACCUGAUAUCAAAUAUGAAGAGUUUGACCCUGAGACCGUAUAUGUGGAGGACGAUACUGGGCUGGUCAGCUUGUUGGAUCUAGACUCGUUACAACAACAGCAGCAGCAGCAGUCCCCCCAGCAGCACUCUCCCCCGAAUGACCACCUCACUAACGACAACGGCGGAGGCGAAGGCAUUAUUAAACAGUGUCCAGAUUUAACGGAACCCGUCCCUACCACCUCGUCUAGUGUCCCGUACAGUAGAGGAGAUCAAGUAAACGAGUUUCAUCUUUUUGGUAUGAACGUGGCCUCCCAGUUGAGAGCCAUGCCUCUUAGGGCGGCGCUUGAGGUCCAACUGCAGAUACAGAGAAUCCUCACGCAAAAGAGGUUGGAAAUACAGUGAUAGAUGGAUGAAUGUAUAUAGUUAGAUAGUUAGUUUAAGCUACAUAUGUACAAACAAAAUAUUACCUAUUGGUUCAGUGUACAGUCAACUAUACUGAGGUCCGUUCGCUUCUCUCCCCCCUGAACCACGACCCCCUGAGAUUCAGACUCGUGAACCCGAAGCAGUAGACUGAUACAUUAUUCUGCCCAUAAAUGUUUCUGAUUUGUGAGUCUGAAUUUCGGAGUUCGUAGCUCAGGGGGGAGAGGUGAACGGACUUUAGUAGUUGACUGUAUAGCUACAUGGACAGUGUAGCCGUUAAGAGGAAUUGUGGGUAACUAGGGAUUUUAAGUAAUCCCUCAAGAAAAAAGUGGAACUAGGGAUUUAAUGUAAUCCCUAAAAUGUAACCAGGGACUUGAGUUUACCUGAUGGCUGCAGUGACUAUAAAAAAAAUCCUGAAAACACAAUUAGGGUUUACAUGAAAUUUCUGAAUAAUUUGGGGGAUUACGUGACAUCCCUAAUAGCCACCAAUGAUAGUCCAUGGCAGCUCUCUGAUGACAGCCUUACGUGAGGACAAGAAUGCUGAAUGGGGUUGGUGUUGAGGUGAGAGUGUGUCAAUGUCAUGUCAAAUCAAUUAAAUUUCCGACUACUUAACGAACAGUGUCAUGUGUCAAGACCACUUUACGAUAACCUGUGUAGAAGUGUCAUGUCAGUAUACAUGCUUACCAACUGCUCACGGUGUCAAUUUUCAUGUCAUACCAAUAAAUUUUCCGUCGUUCUUGUCAUUUUUUGGGGAAGUUACAUCAUUAUAUAUAAAUUUACUUCUGAACUAUGAAUCUGAGUCAUCAGAUUUUACCAAUGACAAUGAAGAAAAAAGACAACAGCAAUCUGUACCAGGAGCUCUCGAUGUGAUUGUCUGUACAUACUUAACAACUCUCUGUGCAUACUUUGUGGGAAACAAUAUGAAACCAUGGACGAUAAUUUUUGGUUCACGAGGGUUGUCACUAGUCACUCCAUAAAAUCUCGGAGCAUAUCGACCUCCACCUGCACGAAUAGUUGUUUUAGCUACUUUACCUUGAGGGUGGGAGAACGCCUCUGAGUACUAGAGUCUCUGCGAUGUUUUGAUGCCAUUAUUCACGCCUAUUUUAGAUCUCGGCGUAUACUUGAGGCAGUUAGCUAACCUACUGCAAUUUAUAUGGACGUAACCGAACCCAACCUGACCUAACCUAUCCUGGCCAAAUCUAACCAAACUUACCCGGGCCUAACCCAAAUUAACUUAGUACUUAUCCUGACCUAACCUAACCCAAAGUAAGGUAACGUAACCUAAUCCAACCCAACCCAGCCCAACCUAACCUAACCCAACGAUUCCAUUUAUCAUGCCAAAUGCUCAAUGAUUGUCUAUAUAGUUAUUACUGUACCUGUACUUGUGGCUGUUCCUAUAUAAUAAAGAAUUUGUAAUUA
Molecule: messenger RNA, 3088 nt
Organism: Homarus americanus (American lobster)
Lineage: Eukaryota; Metazoa; Arthropoda; Malacostraca; Decapoda; Nephropidae
Exons: 2
Coding region: 272-1651 (459 amino acids)
Biological process (GO): DNA transposition; DNA integration
Molecular function (GO): sequence-specific DNA binding
Source: RefSeq, a predicted model, not a curated record